AUGUCGGCACCGCGGAUGUCGGGAUGUACGGGUUCAAACAGGGGGGGGAUGCCAUACACCCGUCCGAGCUUCGAUCUGUCGCCAUUCCGACCAAGGCGUGGCAUAGUCGGGUUAAACGGUGGAUCCGGCGUCGGUUCCAUGGAUGGAGUCGCAUCCACCGAUGCGAUCUAUCGAAAGUUCCCCCGCGCCGCCUAGUGAAGUAGUCAACAACCUUUCCAUUCGGGCAGGUUCCGAACUUUAAUGGUAAGGCUUCCUUUUCG
Molecule: messenger RNA, 260 nt
Organism: Puccinia graminis f. sp. tritici CRL 75-36-700-3
Lineage: Eukaryota; Fungi; Basidiomycota; Pucciniomycetes; Pucciniales; Pucciniaceae
Exons: 2
Coding region: 1-195 (64 amino acids)
Source: RefSeq, a predicted model, not a curated record